Molecule: messenger RNA, 1813 nt
Organism: Cucumis sativus (cucumber)
Lineage: Eukaryota; Viridiplantae; Streptophyta; Magnoliopsida; Cucurbitales; Cucurbitaceae
Product: AAA-ATPase At3g50940
Exons: 2
Coding region: 93-1532 (479 amino acids)
Molecular function (GO): ATP hydrolysis activity; ATP binding
Source: RefSeq, a predicted model, not a curated record
UCCCGUUAUCCUAUUUUUGAUGAUUUUCCAACUAAAAGCGAAAGUCUCUCCUCCUUCGUUACAAAUAUCCACUCCCAACGUAACUCGGCAAAAUGAUCUCCUCCUUCGUUACAAAUAUCCACUCCCAACAUAACUCGGGCAAAAUGAUGGCGAUUCCACAGGAGUUCUUGCCUUCACCCAAAACCAUUCCAUCGUUGAUGGCAUCACUCACCGCCUCCGCAGUGCUCUUCCGAACCUUCUACAACGAGCUAAUUCCCGAUGCGGUUCGGGACUAUUUCGUCUCACGGCUCCAUGAUUUCUACACCCGUUUCUCCUCCCAAUUAAUCAUCGUUAUCGAAGAACUUGAUGGGCUUACUGUCAACCAAAUGUUUGAUGCAGCUAAUGUAUAUUUGGGCACAAAGGUCUCUUCGUCCACACGAAGGAUUAAAGUCCACAAGCCACAAAAAGAGAAGGAAUUAGCCGUCACCAUAGACAGGAAUCAAGAACUCAUUGACAUAUUCCAAGGUGUCAAUUUCAAGUGGGUUUUGGUUUCUUCCCGUAUUGAGAGACCAAUUUCAAGUAAGAAUCGCAAUGCUAAUGUGCAUGAGCACUCAGAUGUUAGACAUUUCGAACUAAGCUUUCACAAGAAACAUAGGGAAAUGGCACUGAGAUUCUAUCUUCCACAUAUUCUACGAGAAGCAAAUACCAUUGGAGAUGAGAAGAAAGCCAUGAAGCUCCAUACAAUAGAUUACAAUGGGACUCAUUACUGGGGUUCAAUCGAUCUCAAUCAUCCAGCAACAUUUGACACUAUAGCCAUGAAUCCUGAAACUAAGAAGGCAUUGAUCGAUGAUCUCAAUACGUUUAUUGAGAGGAAAGAGUAUUAUAGAAGAGUAGGAAGGGCUUGGAAACGUGGGUAUUUGUUAUAUGGACCACCAGGAACAGGGAAAUCAAGCUUGAUUGCGGCCAUGGCUAACUAUCUGAAGUUCGACAUUUAUGAUAUGGAUUUAAAGGAAGUCCAAUACAAUUCAGAUUUAAGAAGGUUACUGAUUGGUACUGGAAACCGUUCAAUAUUAGUAAUUGAGGAUAUUGAUUGUUCUAUUGAGCUGCAAGACAGAAGUUCAGAUUCAAAAAAUCAAACCAAAUCUACAGAGGAUGAAAAGAUUACUCUGUCUGGAUUAUUGAACUUCAUUGAUGGCCUAUGGUCAAGCUGUGGAGACGAGCGGAUAGUGGUAUUCACCACAAACCACAUGGACCGGUUGGAUCCGGCAUUGUUGAGACCUGGGCGUAUGGAUAUGCACCUGCAUAUGUCUUACUGCGACUUCGGUGGUUUCAAGAUAUUAGCAUAUAAUUACCUCUUAAUUCAGGAACAUCCCCUCUUUGAAAAAAUUAAAGAGUUCUUGAAUAAAGUUGAGGCAACACCUGCUGAAUUAGCUGGUGAGCUGAUGAAGAGUGAUGACACCAUAAGUUCACUUCAAGGAAUCAUUCAACUCCUCCAUGAUAAGCAAGAGAAAACUCGACUGUCAGACCUCAGAAUAAACUCAGGGAAAGCUUAGAUUUGCUGUUACUGAUACCCCCCUUGAAAUCAACUAGAAAUUUACUUACCAAGAUUUUUUAACACUUGAUAUUCGAAAUGAGAGUAUAUUUCUGCUUUUAUGUCUCCUCAUUUAUGAAUCUUUCUCUCUUGCCACUCCAAUAAGUAGCCGAAUGGAAUUAUUUUUACAAUCCGAGUUUGUAUUUAAAGCAUGGAAAGCACUGCAGGCAUCUCGGAAACUGAUUUGUAUGUACUAUCUUAGAUGCAGUUGUGGCUCCUUUGAAUUCCUCAUCCUUUUCUACA